Molecule: messenger RNA, 7048 nt
Organism: Acanthochromis polyacanthus (spiny chromis)
Lineage: Eukaryota; Metazoa; Chordata; Actinopteri; Pomacentridae
Gene: arhgap1
Product: Rho GTPase activating protein 1
Exons: 13
Coding region: 171-1463 (430 amino acids)
Biological process (GO): small GTPase-mediated signal transduction; negative regulation of endocytic recycling
Cellular component (GO): cytoplasm
Molecular function (GO): GTPase activator activity
Source: RefSeq, a predicted model, not a curated record
CGGAAGUGCGCACGUUUAAUUUGAAAACCUUGUUGAGGAAGAGGUGUAGCAGGUUGGUUGCUGUCAACAGAUCUUCAGACGCCACAAAGCUCGUCGGCUGGUCGCUGUAUCUCAACACUGACGGCUGCUGCUCUGUGUUUGUGUGUGUGAGUGUUUCUGAGGUGUGUGUGAUGUCAUCAGAGCUGCUCGUAGAUCUGGGUGAUGAACCUGCCACUGCACAGUUAGGACAGCUGAAGCUGGCCACCAUCGAGGACCAGCAGUGGCCUCCUGAUGAAUCCACGCUCAGCAAGUCAGAAACGGACAUUUCCCAGCAGUUCAAUGCAGGUUCCCCUCACCUGCCCUGGGACCAUCCUUUCUAUGACAUCGCUCGGCAUCAGAUCAUCGAAGUGGCAGGAGAUGAUAACUUUGGCAGGAAGGUGAUCGUGUUUAACGCCUGCAGGAUGCCUCCUCAGCACCAGCUGGACCAUCACAAGCUGCUGAUGUACCUUAAAGGAACCCUGGACCAGUACGUGGAAAGCGACUACACCCUCAUCUACUUCCAUCACGGGCUGACCAGUGAAAACAAACCUUCUCUGGGAUGGCUGCGGGACGCCUACAGAGAGUUUGACAGAAAGUACAAGAAGAACAUCAAGGCUCUGUACAUCGUCCAUCCCACCAUGUUCAUCAAGACUCUGCUGAUCCUCUUCAAACCCAUCAUCAGCUUUAAGUUUGGCAGGAAGAUCAACUAUGUGAGCUACCUGAGUGAGCUGGAGGACGUGGUGAAGUGUGAGCAGCUGGUGAUUCCUGCUCGAGUUAAAGAGUAUGACAACAAACUGAGGGCGUCUCUGAAGCCCACCUCCCAGCCCCCCAUGUCUCCUCCUCGCAGCCCUCCUCUACCUGACCAGGUGUUCGGGGUGCCGCUGCACCUGCUCAGACAGAGGAGUCCAGAUGGAGAUCCAGUUCCUGUGGUGAUGAGGGACACCAUCAGCUUCCUGUCAGAACAAGGUUUGGAGAUCGAGGGGAUCUUCAGACGGUCUGCUAAUGUGACUCUGGUGAAGGACGUCCAGCUCAGGUACAACUCAGGUGGAACGGUGGACUUCAGAGAGAUGGAAGACGUCCACCUGGCUGCUGUGAUCCUGAAGACGUUCCUCAGAGAGCUUCCUGAACCUCUGCUGACCUUCCAGCUCUACAACGACAUCGUCAACUUUGCCUCUGUAUCCAGUGACAACCAGGUGAUGGCCAUGAAGACGCUGGUGGAGUCACUGCCAGAAGAAAACUACGCAUCACUACGAUACCUCAUUACAUUCCUGGCACAGGUAUCAGCCAACAGUGAGGUGAACAAGAUGACCAACAGUAACCUGGCUGUGGUCUUUGGUCCCAACCUGCUCUGGGGGCGGGACAACGCCAUGUCACUCAGUGCCAUUGGGCCAAUCAACAACUUCACCAGAACCCUGCUGGACCAGCAGCACCUCGUCUUCACCUAGUCAACGCCCGCCGCCCUGCCGUCUGAAACACCCUGAGGUCCUCCUUCCCUGCAGCAGUUAGCCUCCAGCUUCUCCUCAGCUUCUCCUCUAGCUCCUGUAGCUCCUCUCAGGAUCUUCAUCAGGUCCUUCUGUCCCAGCAGCCCUCAGACGUCCAGGUUUGUCUGCUUCCCUUCAGACUCUAAAAAAGAUCCAGUGGACCGACUGCAUGUGGUUUUGUCUCCGUUGUUCAGCAGUCUGGGCUGCUGCCAGCUCGUGGUACUCGUUUCCAUUUCCUCAUGAUUUCAGGCAGAAAUGGAUGGAGAAGACACGCUUUAGUCUGCAAGCAAACCCCUCCAAACACCUGAUGGCACAAAAUGAACAGCUCCUCUUCUGGUCCUUUUCCUCCUUUAUCUGCAGUUCAGCCUCUGCUGUGGAAAAGUCUGACUGGAAGCUUCUGUUUGUUCCUUUUUCUUUUUUCCAUUGAAUUCAGCAGCAUUCCAGAAGCUUCCUCCACCUCUUAGCUCCAUGAAGUCCUUCUCUAGCUGCAUGUUGAUGAGUCCAGAUGUCUCAGACCUCAGCUCGGUGGCGGCUAUCGUUUGAUCCUCUGCUGAGACUUUGACGUUCCUUUCUGUCUCUGUUUGUGUGUGAUGUGCUGUUUUUGUUUGUCGUGCCAAAAAACGUGGCCUCCAGCUUUCACAUGUAGGAUUCUGAGCUGCACAGAUGAAGAGGAUGGAGGUUUGUCUCUGUGAAAGACUCAGGUUAACUUGUGAACGGUGAGCUUGGUACCAAACGUUGAGGACAAUCUGUAGUUAAAGUCAGCAGUAGAGUAGAGCUGUUAGACCUGGUUUAGGUUCAGACUGAGGCUCAUCAGGCUGUAACCUACCGUCUUAUGUCCUCUAUAUGACUCUAUCUGGCUUUAAUGUAUCGUUAAUAAUUAUACUUCAUCUCUGUAUCGUAGUAGACUCAUUUCUACGUCCAUCAGGCGUCCGUCUGCAGCUCAUCCUGGUGGUUCAGACAAACAGCUGAUAGAACAUGGAUGUUUUCACCCUCAGUUCCUCCACAGGACUUUAUUUACCUCAGUGGCAGAAAGAACCAAGUCUUUAUUGUGAAUUUUUCUUUGAACUAAACUGCUCCUCCUCGUGUUUUUGUCUUAAGUUUAAAUCUUUUUCCAAAGCACUACUUCCUUCAGUCCACCGCUUCAUCUUCACUUUUUAAUCACUACCUGCUUUCAGAUCGUGUUGUUUAUUGUCCACCAGUUCAUUAUUCUUUAGGUAAAGUUCCUCAGAACCACAUGUUAGUUUUUAUGGUAACUUUAGUGUAUUUAAUAAAGCAAACUUUUCCCUCCCUACGAUGAAUAACUGCCCAGUUUCAGGCCCUUAAAGUACAGCGCUGUGGCUUUUUAAAUCCCUGUAGCUUCAUAAGGAAAAUAAAUAACCAGAUGUGUCAGAAUAUUCCACUGUUAGAAACUUUGUGGUCAGAAGAAGAGCCUGCUGUUAAAAUGUAGUGAAAGUUCUCUCAGCUGAAGAUAAAACCCUUAAACAUUUACCCACAAUACAUUUUUUAAAAAUAGUUUUCUUCAGUGAAUUAUCAGUAAACGGAUCCAGUGCAGGGUUGCCGUGGAAACAGUUCCAUCCCAUAGUUUUGAUGAUCACAGCCGGUAACAGAAACUCUGUUAAACUAAAUCCAGACUGAGGCUUUAGGCUGGUGGAGAUGAAGUUCUUGUUCUGUCUGUGUGAAGCUCUGAGGCCUCAGAGAUGCUGCAAAAGUUCAAGCAGAUUAAAAACCACCAGAUUUCCUCCCAAAACUACUGAAAGAACCUGGAGCUGAAAAGAAUCAGUGUGAAGGAGAGACUCCACAUGGCUUUACUAAAUAUACUGAAGUUACCAGAAUCAGCUGAUUGUGAGGAGGUCAGGAACCUUCUGCCUUUUGUUUGGUUUUAGGAGAACUUUAUCCUCCUUUCUCGUAUUGGUGGACCUCAGACUCUGCAGACUGAAUCCUUCCUUCUGGUGUGUAGCUCUGAGUUGUUGUAGAACAUCACCUCUGUGAACAUUCAGCUUCUUAUUUAUUCUGAUUCCUCCCUUUUAGAACACAGAGCAUCCAUUUAAUAAGUGUCUGAACCUGUUGUGACUUUAUUUCUGUCUUGUUGCCUUAUAUUUCCGUUGAUGCUGUGUCUCUGAUGGAGUUUGUCCAAGUUGUGUGAUGGUUGUGUUGGUUCCGUUCGGUUAGCAGAAGAUAAGAUGAGAUCAUCCACAAUCACACAGGAGCUUUUACCGCUGUUUUAGAAGCAGACAUCCUGAGUGGAUAUGUGGAUGUUCAGCACCUUUAAAUGCUCCUCAUUCAUCUAGUCAGUGAGUUCACUGCUUCAGAGCGCCCCCUGCUGGCCGGUCAGGAUCAUGGCCUGUAUAAUAAUAAUAAUAAUUCUGAUCUGAAUCCAGUCUUCUCUGACCACCAUGUCUGUGAGAUAUUUAUCUGAAUCUGUGCAGGUGUGAAGCAGCAGGACGGUGGAGAACGUAGCAGGAGAUGAAUUAUCCAUUCGGUCGUAACCAUCUGCUGCUUUUCCCAGCAGUGGAUGAACCUCGGUGCUGUAAUUCAGGUACAGGAACCACUGGUAGAGAAAACUCUGAACGUCUCCAGAAGACUCGACCUGACAACAGGAAAGACGACUUUGACCUGUGAUCUGAAGUUAUUUCCUACGUUAAAUCAAGUCUUUCUUUGUUGUUGAGCGUCAUCAUGUGUCCUCAGUCUGUUUAGAUCUCCUAAAUCUACCGUUCUGACAUUCUGAACUGUUUCUGUAGAUUAGAAAAUGUUUGAGUUCAGCUUUACGGCGACGCAUAAUGUCAGAGGUAAAGUCAGUGCAGUGUUAGGAUGUUAGUGAUUGAUUAUUGGUUGCUGUUAAUAAUUUAACUAAAUUCAGCGUGCGUGUGGGAAAGUGUGGCUGUUUGAUGGGAUGGAAGCAGACAGAGUACAUUCAGUUCUGUGCUGGUAAACAGAGAGCAUUCUGGGAGUUUACCGAGCAAUGGGACACCAUGACAGAUUUGUGUGGAGAUUAAAGACUUCUGGUCAGAACUGAUGAGUGUAAAUGAGAUGGGGUCUGCUGGGAGGAAGUGACUGAACCUGUCAUCUCUACUGUGCUGCUUUUAGCUGAAGCUUUAAAUUCACAUCCUGGAGACAUGCAGGACUUUGAUGAAUUUGUUAAAACGUGGAUUCAUGUGGGAUCUUUAAUAACCUCCAUCAACCCAAAGAGUAAACACUGAACUCUUUAUUUUCCUGAUAACAUAAACUGGUCAGCAGCAGGAUGGAACAUGAAGGUCUGUCUGUCCAAAACUAAGACUUUGACUUGAAUUGUGAUUUAGAAAAGCAGCACCUUGAUCCUGUACUGAGUGAAAGUUCCUCUGAGCAGAGGGUUGUAACUUCCUCUGACUCAGGUAAAGUGGACAAAACAUGAUCACUACCACAGUUUAGACGACUUAUCUGGACCCAGACAGCUGGAACAGCUGGAUUCAGGUCCAGAGGUUAAACUUUGUGGCAGCUAGGAGACCAGUGAUGGUGGAAGGUUUCUCUGUCCUCGUUGUUGAAGUCUCGUGUAGACCCAAAAUAGCUCCACCGUUGCCCAACACUAACGUUCUGGACGAGGCUCUGAAUGUCAGUCAGAAGAUCUGUCCAGACAGAACAGAUGCUGAAGCUUCCUGCUACGUUUUUCCAACAUGUCGUCCUGUUCUUCUCCUUUAUCAUCCAUCGAUUAGUACUAAGUCCCGGGGCAAACUGUGUUUCAGUGGAGCUUUAUUUUUGUAUCUUCUUCUCAUUUCCUGCCGUCUGUGUCUAACUUCAACUCAUCCAAAGUGUUUUAUUCUACGUCAGAGGAAAACGGUCCUCCUGUGUGGAGCAGCUCCGAGUAUUUAGGCUUUCCUUCGUGACGAAAUGUGAGGUGUAACGAACCGUCCCGUCUCCUCCUGUAGUCAUUUUAUCUCCUGGAAAAAACUGUGCUGUUAAACUAGUCGUCCUUUCAUUUGUCGAUGGCCAAAACACUAGCCGUGGAUAAAUAUUAGUGUUGUACUGUCUGGAAUUCUGAAUAUGAUGUGACUGAAAAAAAAAAAAAACACACCAAAAGAUGAGAAAUUUAGUUUGACUGAAGCGGAAAGCAAAAACAAAAAAAGACCUUUUCAAGUGUUUACCUGUUGUAGCUCCAGUCAUGUUAGCGCUGCAGUGGUUAGCAUGCUAAUAGUGUAAUUAUUAACAUGUUAACAUGCUAAUAGUGUAAAUAUUAACAUGUUAACAUGCUAAUAGUGUAAAUAUUUACACAUUAGAAUGCUGAUAGUGUCAAUAUUAACACGUUAGCAUGCUAAUAGUGUAAAUAUUAACAUGUUGACAUGCUAAUAGUGUAAAUAUUAACAGGUUAGCAUGUUAAUAGUGUAAAUAUUAACAUGUUAACAUGCUAAUAGUCUAAAUAAUAACACGUUAGCAUGCUAUUAGUGUAAAUAUUAACACGUUAGCAUGCUAAUAGUGUAAAUAUUAACAGGUUAGCAUGCUAAUAGUGUAAAUAUUAACAUGUUAACAUGCUAAUAGUCUAAAUAUUAACACGUUAGCAUGCUAUUAGUGUAAAUAUUAACACGUUAGCAUGCUAAUAGUGUAAAUAUUAACAGGUUAGCAUGCUAAUAGUGUAAAUAUUAACAUGUUAACAUGCUAAUAGUCUAAAUAUUAACACGCUGAUAGUGUAAAUAUGAGUGUUGGUGUGAAACUAACUCAGCUCCACUCAGCAUAUUUUAACAAACAAAUAUGUUGAACUGUUGGGUUUUAAAUACAUAUAAAAUAAAGAAGCAAAAAAUAAAGAACUAGGGCCCUGUUAGUUGAGGUGUGUGUGUGUGUGUAUAUGUGUGUGCGUGCGUGCGUGCAUGCUCGUGCCUUAUCUGUUUCCCCAGUGAUCGUGUGAUUCUCCAUCGGUGCCCGUUCUUCCAUAGAUUAACUCCUACAGGUGCGUUCAGCAGCGUCCAGGUGUUCUCCUUCGUCUGCUGAGCUCAUCUCUCCUGUAAUUAAUGAUCACAGGCUUGAGAAUUUAAUGAAUUCAAAUAAUAAUAAAGUUAAUAAAUACUGAGAAGGAUUACAGCUUUGUUCAUUCGUGUAAUUAAAUGUAUUAAUGUGAGAUGAAAACCUGAAACAAAGCUUUUGAAGUCUGAUUUUCUUCUCAGAAAACUCGUCUUUGUGUUUUCAGUAUAAUUCACUACAGCUACAAUCAACAGAGAUAUAAAUAUAAUAUAAAAAUGUUGCACAUCCAAAUCUUCAUUUUAUUAUUUUCUGUCUGUAAUUUUUACAGUAAUUUCAACCAUUUCAGUGUAUUUAACUCCUCAACUCUGCUGAUCGAUUACAGCUCCUCUAAUCUAUGGAUCUUUGUACUGUAACUGUUGUCAUGGUGACAGUGAACUAUGUUUCUCCGUGGGAGAAAUGAUUUGGUUUUCAGGCUGAUUUAUUGAUACCUAGUGAUCUUAUUUUCUUAACUCUUUCUUCAUCCUUUACUUUUGAUAUGUUGUAGAUCUUAGUCUUAUCAUGUAUGAUCUAAAGGUAAUAAACUGUAAUAUCAAUGUGUGCAAACAAUAAACAAAUGGUGAAUGAAA